AUGAACGGAAAAGUUGAUUUUGCUUCAACCAGUGAAGACGAGUUCCCUGACUUGGACGUCAUCUUUCAGAGAAGCAAAACAAUCGGACGUCGCGAGAAGUCUUCCGCACAGCGCACUACAACCAACAAAUGCGAGUCGACAGAUGGCAUUGAUGAGAAGGCAAAUGGCUUGGGAAAAAGAAGGGAUGGCGAUUUGGACGUGAGGAAGCAGGAACCUUCUACAGCACCACCAACUGUACGACGUCGAAAACUUGGACGGCAAUUAGACAACCCAUUGUUGAGACCUCUGGGAGGACUCGAGAAUAACGAUGAACAGAACCUGCUGAAAGUUACUGUCGAGACCAGGACUUCGCCGAGCGCUAGUGUUCGUGUGCUACGCAAUUCAGAUCGAGUUGAGCAACCUGUUAACCCUCGGUCUCGAAGCGUAGGCGAGGACUCAGAAGACAGCACAAACGAGACGACAGAAAUUACCGAAGCCGACAUCUCAGAGUUCUUUGGGGACUCAGCCUCUGAAUCCGAGGAUGACGACACCUCAAUGCCGUUUGGCCCCGAAAAGCCUGUUUUGAAAGGUCGCCGCCAUCCCCCUCGGAGUCACCAGGAGGGCAUCGUCAACGCAAAACAUCGGCCGUCAACUUUGAGGCACACGCUGGAUCCUGCAUUGAGCAACUCAAAGUUAACUAGAAGACAAGAGCCCCUACAGGGCAGUACAAAUAAGAACCACCGGGGGGAGAAGACCCUUGAUCAAAACAUCAUGCAUUCAAAGUCAACGGUUGUUGAUUUGACGGACCAGGUGACUGACACUCUUCGCCUAAUGGAUCUCAGGACAAUCAACAACCAAAGAGAGCAAGAAAAGCAGAAUCAAGGCAGCGACAGCGUGACGCCGCCAUCAACACCACCAAGGCUUUCCAACAAAGUCCUGACGUCUCCAAAGAAGCUUUGUGGCAUUCCAAAAACUCCGCAUAGACCUAGCAUGGACCUGUUCUGGAACCAAGAGUUUGUAGAUGAGUGGAACGAGGAGCAUUCCCCCAAGAAGUUGGCUCUACCUUCCGCGCAGAAAAGCUCAGCGAAAAGUCCGGUGAAAGCCAGAACCAGCAGGGCGGAAAGUACUAAACGGAGAGAGACGAAAAAGUCGUUUGAAAAGAGGAAACACGAUGUAGCACUUGCAUUUCUCCGGGAACUUGACGACAACAUCACCCAGGGUAGGCUACAAUUGUUGGCAGAGUCUACCGGAGGGAUCAAGAUAAACUGGUCGAGCAAGCUCAACACAACCGCUGGCAGGGCCAACUGGAGGCGAGAGACAGUCCGGAGCAAAUUGAGUGAUGGCACGGACAAUUCCGUUACGCACCGCCAUCACGCCUCCAUCGAGCUCGCGGAGAAAGUGAUCGACGAUGAGAACCGCCUUCUUAAUGUUGUUGCACAUGAGUUUUGCCACCUAGCUAACUUCAUGAUCAAUGGUAUUACUGGUAAUCCCCAUGGGAAAGAGUUCAAGGUAUGGGCCGCCAAGUGUUCGCAAACUUUUGGCGACCGAGGUAUCGAGGUCACCACGAAGCACUCGUACGAGAUCGACUUCAAGUACGUCUGGGAGUGCACUGAAUGCGGUCUUGAGUAUAAGCGGCAUUCAAAGAGCAUCAAUCCUGAGCGCCAUCGUUGUGGCUCCUGUAAGGCUCAGCUCAAGCAGACGAAGCCUGUGCCACGCGCAGCUGCCAAGCCAUCCGAGUACCAGAUGUUUUUCAAGGAGCAGAUGAAACUUGUCAAGGGGCAAUAUCCCAAGAGUCCUCAGAAGGAGGUAAUGAGAAUCAUUGCCGACAGGUGGGCAAAGCGAAGUGUUAGCAACCGCGCUACUCCUGAGUUAGAUCAGAGCGCCCCUAUUCCGGAGACGGGCGUUGACAAGAUUGGUGCUCGACUAGGUAACAUAACGUUGUAA
Colletotrichum truncatum is the source of this 1923-nucleotide messenger RNA. RefSeq names its product sprt family metallopeptidase. The record is from RefSeq and is a predicted model, not a curated record. NCBI's taxonomy places the organism in Eukaryota, Fungi, Ascomycota, Sordariomycetes, Glomerellales, Glomerellaceae. Gene Ontology annotation, cellular component: nucleus.